Messenger RNA from Panicum virgatum (switchgrass), 1301 nucleotides. Its product is annotated as putative rRNA methyltransferase YqxC. Gene Ontology annotation, biological process: methylation. NCBI's taxonomy places the organism in Eukaryota, Viridiplantae, Streptophyta, Magnoliopsida, Poales, Poaceae. The transcript has 4 exons. The coding region runs from base 565 to 903 and encodes 112 amino acids. Gene Ontology annotation, molecular function: methyltransferase activity. The record is from RefSeq and is a predicted model, not a curated record.
AUAUCAUAUAGUACAAUAUUUUAAUAAAGUGAAUAAUGUAUUUUACCUUAGUUAUUGGAAUAGCACAUUGCUUUUUUUUCUGUCUAUUGUUAUCAAGUCUUUUUUUGUGCUAAGAAACUCCUUUCUUUUUGUAGUACUUUCUUGGUAUAGUUAGUGUGAUAUAAAGAGUUAAUGAGCUUUAAAAUCAACUUCUCAGCAACUGCACAGACAAGCACACAAAAUUUCAACAAUUAUUAGGCAUGGGAUCAGCUUCAUAGAACUGUAGUGUAGAAAACAUUUGCAAAUUGUGUUUUUCUAUUUUUGCCAUAAUGUCAUUUUGUAAUUUUUUAGUUACAAGCUUGUAAUGAUGGUUCAAAGUGCUGGAAAAUUUUAUGUACAUUCUUGUGUUCUGUCCACAAAAUUCAUUGUUAGUAUAGUUAGCGUGAUGUAAAGGUUUAUUGUGCCUUAAAAUCAAGUCUUCUGCCCAAGCGACUGCACAGAUGAGCAGGGCAGCUUUCAGGUGUGGUGUGAGAUCAUCUUCACUGAAGGAGUAGAGGAAAAAAUGCAUUAGGAAAAUGGAGUGACAUGCGAAUAUGUAGUGUAACUAUUCAUGUUAUGCCUGCUGUUAUCAAAGUAAUGAAGGUGGACUCUACGUUGAUAACACUUAUCAAGCCUCAAUUUGAAGCUCGCAGAUCACAGGUAGGAGGUGGUGGGAUUGUUCGAGAUCCCCUGGUUCAUAAAGAGGUACUGGAUAGAAUAAUUUCAGGGGUAGAAGAGUUUGGAUUCUGCAAUAAAGGCUGGAUCAAAUCUCCCAUAAAGGGCGCAGAAGGGAACAAGGAGUUUCUUGCUUGCUUCCACAGGAUCCCAAUUUCAGAAUCGCAACCAGAAGUAGAGACAAAGGCAGAGGCCGAAGCUACAUCAUAGAGAAUGCAGCUUGAAACCUGUAACCAAGGAUGAUAUAUCAUCAAUCAGAACGUGCCAUUAAGCAUCUGGAAGCUCUACUAAUGCUGGAAAGUUCUGUUGGUUGUGUUAGAAAAUAGGCCUAGCACGGUCAGUGAGAUACCUAUUAGAGGUACAAAAUUUUGAAGCACGUAAUUCUGAAGUUCUAGGGGUUCACUUGCUGUUCCUCGGGAGAGUAAGAACAAAACAUGCUGAGAAUGGUCAGCCCUUUGUUCAUUGUAGAGCAUGUCACCUGAUUGUGACAUACAGUCUAUAUUGACCGCCCAGUGGCCAGUAUCGUAUCCUACCAAACACUGACUCAGGCAGUUUUCGUGUAUAAUUUGUUUAAGGGUCUGCUUGAGGUAUGCUCUUUCUCCAGCAAA